AUGGGCAGAUCUACGAGAGUGUUGCGACCAACAUAUUACGAGAUCCUGCAAAUACCACACGACAGCAAGCCUAUCGAUCCCACCGAGCUGAAACUCGCGUAUCGCCAGGCUUUGUUGCUUCAUCAUCCUGACAAAAACUAUUCGUCUUCGCCGGCAACCUUGAAUACUACCCACAUAUCCCAGUAUGCCCUUUCUAUAGAUCAGAUCACUGAGGCAUACAAGACUCUGUCCAGCACCCUUGAUAAGGCGGAAUAUGACAGGUUGUUGGCAAAGGACGCCAGGAGGCUGAACAAAGCGCCAAAGGAGGUACACCACCCUGGGUUAGAAAUAUUGGAUUUGGAGGAGCUCUCUCUUAACCAUCAGACGAACACCUGGACCCGGCAGUGCAGAUGUGGGGAUGAACUGGGAUACAAUGUGACUGAGUCAGACUUGGAAGAGGAAAGCGAGCAUGGAGAAAUCUACCUAGCAAUGACACGGAGGAUCCUCCUCAAGGGACCAGACCCAUCUCUGAAAUAUGAAAACCUUGAGAUUCCCGUUUCUCCCGCACUGCUUUGUCUGGGCGGUCUGUGUACCGAUAGCGAAAAGAAGGCCCCAAAUGGACCAAUGCUCAUGAUUUCCUCAGACUAG
Molecule: messenger RNA, 627 nt
Organism: Endocarpon pusillum Z07020
Lineage: Eukaryota; Fungi; Ascomycota; Eurotiomycetes; Verrucariales; Verrucariaceae
Exons: 2
Coding region: 1-627 (208 amino acids)
Biological process (GO): protein histidyl modification to diphthamide
Molecular function (GO): metal ion binding
Source: RefSeq, a predicted model, not a curated record